GUCGCCGCGGCUCCCCGGCCGUGUGGCUGUCCCCGGCGCUGUCCCCGAGCCCGCGGCGUGCAUGGCCCUGCGCGGGCGGCGAUGGCUGCGCGCUGAUGGCCCAGCCCGCCGCGCUCGCCAUGGCUGCCAGAGAGGAGCUGUACAGCAAAGUCAUCCCCCGGCGGAACCGCCAGCACCGCGCCGGGACCAUCAAACAUGGCUCGUCGCUGGAGAUCCUGCUCUCCAUGGGCUUCCCCAAAGCACGGGCACAAAAAGCGCUGGCAUCGACAGGUGGAAGGAGUGUUCAAGCAGCAUGCGACUGGCUCUUCUCCCACGUGGGUGACCCGUUCCUGGAUGACACCCUGCCCCGGGAGUACGUGCUGUACCUGCGCCCCAGCGGGCCCCUGGCGCAGAAGCUCUCGGAGUUCUGGCAGCAGUCGAAGCAGAUCUGUGGCAAGAACAAAGCUCACAACAUCUUCCCCCACAUCACCCUCUGCCAGUUCUUCAUGUGCGAGGACAGCAAGGUGGAUGCUCUCACGGAAGCCCUGCAGGCCACGGUGAUGCGCUGGAAAUGCAAAUUCCCCGCCCCGCUGCCCCUGGAGCUCUACACCUCCUCCAACUUCAUCGGGCUCUUCGUCAAGGAGGAAAGUGCUGAGGUGCUCAAGAAGUUCGCUGCAGACUUUGCUGCAGAGGCGGCUUCCAAAGCAGAUGUCCACGUGGAGCCCCACAAGAAGCAGCUCCACGUGACCCUGGCCUAUCACUUCCAGAGCAGCCACCUGCCCACGCUGGAGAAGCUGGCCCAGAGCAUCGAUGUCAAGCUGGGCUGUGACUGGGUGGCCGCGAUCUUCUCCCGCGACAUUCGCUUCGUCAACCACGAGACUCUGCAAGUGAUUUACCCCUACACCCCCCAGAACGACGACGAGCUGGAGCUGGUCCCGGGGGAUUUCAUUUUCAUGUCCCCAGUGGAGCAAACCAGCACGAGCGAGGGCUGGAUUUAUGGCAUUUCCCUUGCCACGGGCUGCUCGGGGCUGCUCCCUGAAAACUACAUCACCAAGGCGGAUGAAUGUGGCACCUGGGUGUUCCAUGGGUCCUACUCCAUUCUGAACACCACAUCUUGCCCAUCCCUUCAAGCCUUUGCUGAUGGGGCUCUGGAGAGAAGGCAGCAGGAAGACCAAGGGCCAGGGGACGCUGGGCCACUCACCAUCAUCUGCCAGAACGUGCAGCCCCUGAGGAUCAGCAGCCAGCCGGGCCCUCAGAAGCGCUGCCUGUUCGUCUGCAGGCACGGCGAGAGGAUGGACGUGGUUUUUGGGAAGUACUGGCUGUCCCAGUGCUUCGAUGCCAAAGGCAGGUACAUGCGGAGUAACCUGAACAUGCCUCACAACUUACCUCAGAGGAGUGGUGGUUUCAGGGAUUACGAGAAAGACGCUCCCAUCACCGUGCUGGGCUGCACCCAGGCGAGGCUCGUGGGUGAAGCCUUGCUAGAAACAAACACCAUCGUAGACUACAUCUACAGCUCCCCAUCCCUGCGGUGUGUGCAGACAGCCCACAACAUCCUGAAAGGAAUGCAGCAGGAGAACAAGCUGAAGAUCCGGGUGGAGCCCGGCCUGUUCGAGUGGACCAAGUGGGUGUCCGGGAGCUCCCUGCCCGCCUGGAUCCCGCCGGUGGAUUUGGCUGCAGCCACGCUGAGCGUCGAUACAACCUACAGACCUCACAUCCCUGUCAGCAAGCUGGCGGUGUCCGAGUCCUACGACACCUACAUCAGCAGGAGCUACCAAGUGACGAAGGAAAUCAUCAGCGAAUGUAAAGGCAAAGGAAAUAACAUCCUGAUAGUGGCUCACGCAUCCUCCCUGGAGGCCUGCACCUGCCAGCUCCAGGGGCUGUCACCUCAGAACUCCAAGGAUUUUGUACAGAUGGUCCGAAAGAUUCCCUACCUGGGGUUCUGCUCCUGCGAAGAACUGGGGGACACCGGUGUUUGGCAGCUCACAGACCCUCCCAUCCUCCCUCUCACACAUGGACCAACUGGAGGCUUUAACUGGAGAGAAACCCUGCUGCAGGAGUAGGGCCAGCCCCAGCGAGGACAGCCUCUCCCAGCGCUGGAGAUCUCCUCUUCUCCCUCGUGUUUUAUUGCCAGCAGGAAAAUCCCCUCCUCAUCUCUCCCGUGGCUCGCUCCAAGCACAUCUCACCCAGCCACAGCCCUGCAAAAAGUCUCAUUUACACCAAAAUGGGCUGAUUUGAGGAGGGGGGGGGAAAAAAAUAUUGAAAUACAGCUUGAGGCUCUUGCACAGCUCGGGGUUGGUUUCCUCACCUUGAAGGAGCUCUGGUGACACUUUCACUGCCACUGCAGCACGGCAGGGACAAGGAGCCCUGUGUCAGGCAGGAUGCUGGGGUUGUUUUCUCACUGCUAUUUUUGCAAAGUGUCUGAAGCCUCGUUCAGCGCCUCGUGCUUGCUCCACUCCCAGCCCCCAAACCCUCAGCACCUUCCAGAAAAAAAUGAAAGGAUUUGAUUUCCUUCCCCAAGGCUGGAAAUGAGUCCAGCAUUGCCUCUGCAGGCUGCACCAGGUUAUUCCUCUCCUCUGAGCAGGCAGAGAUGGGAGUGCCCAAAAUGUGCUGGGUAGUGUGCAGGGAUUGGUUGAUAUAAAGGAAAAAUCUGGAUCAGAGGAAAAUUCCAAAUUUCACAUCAGUUGCAGGUGAAGUUUGAGCAUCAAAAGUCAGCACAACAAAAGCUGGGAGGAAUUUCUUUGAAGUGGAGAUAAAAGAAGCCUUUUCCAACCAAGCCUGGGGGAUUUAGGAAGUUCAGAUUUGGGUUUUUAGUCCUUUACUUUGGUUAUUGAAGUCCACCUGUGUGCCCAGACACAGCCUAAAAGGUUUGUGCUGUUUAAAUUCCCUUCAGGCUUUGGAAAAAGGGGUUUUUUUUCCCUUUUAUACUGGGAUUUUUGUGCUGGCCAUUCACCAGGAGUGUCUCUGUGUCCCUUUGGCAGCCCUGGUGAGAUUGUGCAGCCAGCAGGUUGCUCCAGGAAUGCUGGGAUGAAAAAGCUGCUGGAAUUCAGCUGGAAUUCUCAGUGCUGGAAUUCCCAAGUGCCACCUGUCAUAAAGACAAAGCAGCUAAAAAACAAAAAAAAAAAACAGUUUCAAUUUAGGAACAACAUGUGAUGCAUUUAUCCAGGGAGGGAAGGGUUGGGAUUGGGGGAAAGUGGAAGAGGAGGGUUUCCAUCUCUAACCAAGAAAUUUGGGAUCACCAGGGGGAUCCUCUUGGUGCCAGAGCCUGCAGGCUGCUAAAAAAUCCUGCAUCCCAAAAUACACCACAGAGGGUAUUUAUAACAUAAAGUGGCAGCAGAGCAGGGGCUUUUAGGAUUAGAAUUAUUAAAAAUUGUCAGCUUUGGUGAUCAGUUAUUUGGUGAUAAAUUAUCGAUUAUCAACAAAUUAUAGAUUUUUUGUGAUAAAAUUAUCUAAAAUUAUCAGCUUUGGUGAUAAAUUAUCAAUUAUUUGGUGAUAAGUUAUCAAUUAUCGAUAAAUUAUCAAUUAUCAAUAAAUUAUAGAUUUUUUGUGAUAAAAUUAUCUAAAAUGAUCGGCUUUGGUGAUAAAUUAUCAAUUAUUUUGUGAUAAAUUAUCAAUUAUCAAUAAAUUAUAGAUUUUUUUUUUGGUGAUAGAAUUAUCUAAAAUUAUCAGCUUUGGUCAAAGAAUUGCUGCAGGCACUUCAGCAGUGCAGGCUUGCAUUAAAACUGGGUUUAAAAGGGAUUUAGGCAAACUCCUUUCUUGCUUUGGGCCACAAGUGUGAGCACUCCCAGGAGCAGAAUCAUCCCGGAAUGGUUUGGGUUGGAAAAGACCUCGAAGCUGCCCCGGGAGCAGGGACAGAGCAGGCUGGCCUUGGAGCCUCUUGGAAACCACGAAACCACGAAACAACGAAACAAAGAGCAGCAUCCAAGGCACGCUGGGCUGCUCCAGGAGAGAUUUCUGCCGUCCCUGCCCAGCUCUGCCUCUGCUCGAAGUGCUCAGGUGUUUGAAAUGGGUGAGAUUUGGUGUUUAUCACUCAAAGAAAAAUCAAAUUCUCGCGGUGUUUUGGUGGAUUUUUCCCCUCAGGCAGGGCUGCCGACACCUCCCCCAAGCUGCCGCCACGACCAGGGGUUGACAAAGUGCAAUUCCAGCUUCCCAAAAGAGGAGAGAGAAUUGGGAUGGAGCAAAAUCUUCUUUGGAGCUCGCACCUCCUGUCCACACCCAGAGCCCAGCCUGGCCAUAGCCCAGCUAUUCCCACACUCCAUAGGAAUAUUCCAUUAUUUCUACUUUUAGGACUGUGUAACACACCUUAGGCCGCUCAUAAGUGCUUUAUUACAGCAGGGAUGGAACUGAAAAGUCAGGGAGAAAAUUUAGGACAGGGCAGAGAAAAAAACAAAACAAAAAAAAACAAAAACAAACAGCCUGUUCCUGUGUGGUUUUAUCGCUGUCAGGUUCACUUUUAAUUGUUAUUUAAACUGUUUUUGGCUGUCUACAGACAUUCUGAAGAGCAUUUCUUGUUUUCCUCCAUGCAAAAAAAAAAAAAAAAUCUACAUUAAAUACUUGACAAUCACACAAAAAAAAGGAAAAAAUUUGGUUGCUGAGGCGUGUGAAUUCUCCAGAUUUUUUGUUUCAUGCCAGCAAGGUGUAAAUUGGGGCAAGAAAUAUUGUUGUAUUCUAAUGUUUAUUGCUCAGAUGCUGCUGGAGUUGAGUGACAUUAAAAGGAGUUUCUUUAGGAGCACGGAACAGAGAGGGAGCAAAAGCUGAAUGCACAAUUGGAGUGGUGUUAGCUGCUCUUUGAUACAGAGAAAAAAGUGUCCUGGUUGAGGAGGUAGAUGUUAAAAUACUCUUCUUUAAAAAUAUAUAUAUAUAUUUUUGGAUGUUUGGGAAAUAUUUUGACAAUUGUAGUCUUGUCUCGAAUUAGGUGUCAAGAAUCACGGGGAGAAGAAUCUUAUUUUCUUCAGCAUUUUGAGUUUUCUUGGGGGUUUUGUGUUAAGCAGUCUGGUGUUGAAAAGGCUUUUUUGGAGGGAAAAAAAGAGAAAAAAUGUUGUUUCUUUUAAUUUAAUUGAGAGGUUAAGAAGACAAAAGAAUUGCUGCUUCACUUUCACCCCAUUGCUGCUCAUGAAUGUGGAUUUUCUGUCACUCAGUGGUUUGGCCCAGAACAUUAAACUUGAGCUCUCCAAAUUCUUUUCCUUCCCUGUGAGCUGCAUCACAUCCCGAGUUUUGUUCUAACAGCACCCCCCAGGUUUUUCCUUCUCCCCACAAUUAAGGCAAAAAAGCUGCAAACCUGCCAAGAACAAAUGGUUCAUCCUCAUAAUCGCAAUGUACGGCUUAGAAAAGGACAAGAAUUAAAUUGGCGUUACCCUCCAAUCAACAGAGCUUUGCUCGUUUAUGCAAAAUGAGGAUCCAGAGCGUGAUCAUUUCAGUAAAAAUUGGUAUUUCCCUUUUCACUCCCACUGAGCAGUUUCACACAGCAGUUGGCUGAGGCCAGGGGCCUCCUUCUGCUAUGAAAUUCGAGUGAAUUUAACGAGUGGCAUUUUUUAUCCCCAAAUAACGGCUUUGCUUUGUGCUUUGGGUUCCUUUCUUUCAAAAGAGGCGCAGAUUUGGAAGUCUCAGGUAGGAGGGACGGGGGAGCAGAGUGCUUGGGAUGGUGUCACUGAACAAAAGAAAUGCAAUUAACAGCGGCUGUUAAUUAACAGAUUGGCUGCAAAGGCUCUAAAUCACUUCUUGCUGCUCCCCACUUCCUCAAAUUCAUCCCCUGGGGAAUCUUCAUGACCCACAACAGAAAAUACUCAGCCAGUUCCUUUAUGACUUGCCAUUAAAAUGUAUUUUCUGAACUUUCUCUCCAUGGCAUCUCUUCAGACUCGAUGUUAUCAACAGCUCCUCUUUCUUUUGUUUUUGUUUUUUUGUUUCAUUUUCAACCUGUUGUAUCAUUCUGUUUAUUACGGUUUUUGGUUUUUUUAUUUAGUGUGAGCAGAUUGUAUUUAUUUGAGGGAAAAAAAAAUAGUUUGCUGUUUAAAAAAAAAAAAAAACAAUAAUUGUAUUGCCAAAAAUAGCUGUAAUUACCUGUGACAUCUGUAUUUUUUUAUUUUGGGGGUGGGGCAGGCAGGGGGGGUGGGUGGUUGUUUUUAAUCUCAGUUUUGACUGCUAACAACUGUUAAAACAACCACUGCAUUUUAAUUUGCUUCUCACAUUAAAUGGAAUUCUCAGAAGUCAGACAAAAAUAUCUCGUAGGUGAUUUAAUAAAGAUUCCAAGCGCCCUUCCUAUUUCAGAUUUCGUCCGGAGGGAGUGUGGUGGA
Molecule: messenger RNA, 6266 nt
Organism: Vidua chalybeata
Lineage: Eukaryota; Metazoa; Chordata; Aves; Passeriformes; Viduidae
Gene: UBASH3B
Product: ubiquitin associated and SH3 domain containing B
Exons: 14
Coding region: 96-2039 (647 amino acids)
Biological process (GO): platelet aggregation; negative regulation of signal transduction; collagen-activated tyrosine kinase receptor signaling pathway
Cellular component (GO): cytoplasm
Molecular function (GO): protein binding; protein tyrosine phosphatase activity
Source: RefSeq, a predicted model, not a curated record